Candidula unifasciata is the source of this 4792-nucleotide messenger RNA. The record is from the annotation of a GenBank genome assembly. Lineage: Eukaryota; Metazoa; Mollusca; Gastropoda; Stylommatophora; Geomitridae.
CUCUAAACAGUGAUCAGUGGCACACCGUGGAUCUGCGAGUGGAUGUGAACAAAGCAGAGAUGAGGCUCACGCUCAACGAGGAAAUCAGUCGAGAGACGAUCAAAGCCUACUCCUGGGGGAACGCUGCAGAAGUCCUUGACUGGGGCCAUCUAACAACGUUGGUCUCCCUUGGCGGUACCAAGAGAACAUCGGUGGAUUUCAAGCCUUAUGUUGGGUGUAUCACAGACGUCAUGUAUGCACUCGCAGAUGGCACUUUGACAAGUCCUCAUUUUAACACUACUGAGGGUGUGGCAGAUGGAUGCGUGGACCGUUGUCAGGGCGACAGGCUAUGUAACUUGGGCAAAUGUGUCAAUGACUACACCGCCAUGCACUGUGACUGUUAUGGUACUGAUUAUGAAGGUCAAAACUGUGAAAUUGAAGCAUCCACCACAGUGACAUUUCGAGGCUAUGAAUGGAUGACUUACCAGUUAUACAUGCAGAGUGGGGAACGUGUGUUCACAGACUACACCAGAAUAUCACUAGAGUUCAAGACUGAUCGUGGUUCUGGAGUAUUGUUGUAUGCCGUGGGAGGCACACCUUAUCACAACCAUAUUACAGUUUCUAUUUACUCUGGUGCAGUUCAUGCUUCUGUUUCAUUUGAGCAAGAUGACCUCACAUUCUCAGAGGGAAUUGGUUUGGAUGACAGUCGGUGGCAUAAUAUGACGAUAUAUCAUUACCGUGAUGUCAUAAUAUUUUAUUUGGAUGGAAAAGCAACAGGAAAGAAAGUUACUAAAGGAGACUGGUACCUCAGUUUGGAUCCUUACAUUUACAUUGGUGGAGGUGACAGUUUUGUGGAAACUAAAGGUCUGCCUGUUACACAGAGCUUUGUUGGUUGUCUUCGCAAUGUCUAUGUCAAUGAUAUCUCAGUCUUGUAUGAAGUUUCCAAAAGCAAUCCAAGGUGUUCCUACAAUGGUGGACAAAGUCCAUUAUAUGGCUGUGAAAAAGUGUCAGAGGUGCCCAUUUCAUUUCCCAGGUCAUCUUCCAUGUUGCGAUGGAUAAAAGGAGAGCGAGAACAAAACCUCAGUGUUGAAUUCAAGAUAAAAACAUUUCACAGUACCGCCAUAGCUAUGUUUGUGGAGAUGAUUUCACGGAAAGAUUCUGGUGCUGGAUUUGACUUUGGCAGUUUGGAACUGUGGAUCACUGAAAAGGCUGUUAUUUUACAAUUUAUACCAUCUGCGAAAGAACUUUCAAGUCAGGAGAAUGUAACUGUGCCAGUUCCUGUAGCUGAUGGUUUGGAGCACAGUAUUUCAGUGGUUCUCCUCAACAGUAAAGCAAAGCUAGAAGUUGAUGGGACUGCUGCAUUUUCAAAUCGCUAUCAUAAAACUUUAGAACACAGAGGAACUGUUGUCCUCGGUUACAGCUUGAAACAGAUAGACAAGCAGUAUGGCUUUGUUGGGUGUAUGCAAGGAAUCAAAAUACAAGAACAAAAACUAGAUCCUAUAGCCAUUAUGGAAUCAGAUGCUGCAGUUGGACUUAUUUUAGAUGGGUGUCAGCUGGCAGAUCACUGUGCUGAGAACAACAUAUGUGAACAUGACUCAGUGUGCUUCUCUGAUUGGGAUGGUGUUUACUGUUUGUGUCCAAAUGGUCAUUAUGAAGGAAGGGCUUGCCAUUUUUCAAAGUAUGCAGCUACCUGUGAUGAAUACCAUCGCAUGGGCUAUCUGGCCAGUGGAGUGUAUUUGAUAGAUGUUGACGGACCAGGGCCAAUUAACAGUACUUAUGUGUAUUGUGAAAUGAACAAGGAGGCUGAGACUGGAGUUACAGUUGUCGAGCACAACUUUCAGCCUAACCACACAGUCAGAGCACCAUGGUUGCCAAAUAACCAGUACCAUCUUAAAUACAGAGAAAUGUCCAGAGAACAGCUGACAAAAUUAACUUCUAUCUCAGGAAACUGUGAACAGUAUUUGCAGUACAGCUGCACUAAAUCCCCAAUCAGCCUCAGCAAGAGGACAUGGUUCAGGUCUGCCAGUGGUGAUAUUGUUGAUUACAUAGCCUCCCAUACUUCAGGAUUCUGUGACUGUCCAGCAGAUACAGGCUGUGAUGGAGAACACUGCUACUGUGAUCUUGAAUCUGAGGAGCCCAGAGUUGAUCAAGGUUUUAACCGUAAGCGGAACCAGUUACCUCUCAUGGAACUUUCAUUUAUUCAGAACAGUGAAGGCACGGCACAGAUGACUCUUGGACCUCUGAGAUGCUGGGGAAGUGAAUCACAGUCACAAGAGAAAUCGGUAACCAUCACUAACAGCAACAGCUUCAUAAGACUACAGUCCUGGAAAAAGGGAGAUUUUCUUCUUCAUUUUAAAACUCAUCAAACAAAUUCAGUUCUUCUCUAUCACAGCAGUGAUCUGCAAGAGGCUGCACAACGAGAUCCUAAGAAUAGAGGCAACAUUUUUUAUGUCAAGAUUUUAUCUGAGUAUCAAGUCAGAUUUUACCUCAAUAUCGGAGAUCACGAGAUCACAGAAACUCUAGUUGCCAUCAACCGCAUAGACCAAGGGGAAUGGCAUAUGAUCAAAAUUGAACAUGAUCCCUACAAUGUCAGAUUUACUCUAGACUCUACAAAGGCAAUGGUAGCGUUACCUAAGAAUUUGCACAGUAUUGCAGAUUUUAGUGGCAUCUUAUAUCUUGGGGGUGUUGCUGCCAGAAUAUCCAAUGCUGGAGUCCAGGACACAGAAGGGUUCACUGGUUGUUUUUAUGGACUUGUGUACAAUCAGCAAUCUGUAGAUCUCACUCAGUUCAUAGAUGGCAGCACAAAUGGAGUGUCAGCAAACUGUAUGUCAUCAUGCUGGCCUAAUCCAUGUAAAAAUGGAGGAGUGUGCCAGGAAAACUGGAUGCACUACAGCUGUUUGUGCAGAGAUCCCUGGGCUCAUACAGGAGAUAACUGUGAGCUGGACCUGAACAAAGAUGCUGUCACCUUUAGUGGACUACCAUCAUCAUUUCUCUUUUUUGACAUCUCAAGUUUCCCGAAUGUCCUUGAUGAUACUAUCGUUCUAAGUUUCCGCACAUUAAUUACUGAAACUCAGUUGCUUUUGUACAUCCAUGAUCACAUGGGCAACUUUGUACAGUUAGAGCUCACUGAUUCUUACACCAUCACCAUCAGCUACAACAGUUUUAAUCAGAUUAUCGAGGACUCUCUGAAGAUUAAUGAAACACUGAAUGAUGGUGAAUGGAAACAAGUUGUUGUGGAAAAUAAUAAUGCCUAUACAAGACUCAUGGUGCAAGGCCAGUCUAAAGUCAUUGAAGUUAGAAGAGGAAACAUUCAGAUGUACUCUCUGAAUCCAUAUAGAAACACAGAGCAGCAAUCAGUAUUUGUAGCACGGCCAUCCCUGAUGCCUGAACCUUUUAUCCAUGCCUAUGUGGGUGGAGUAGAGGAAGAAUCAACUUCUAUAGCUCAGUUAAUUGGUUGCAUGAGAGGCAUGCGUAUUGGAAGUUAUAUAUUUAAUCUUACAGAAGCCACCAUUACUUUGGAUAAUAAUACAUUGGUGGUCUUAGCUUGUGAUAAAGGUUGCCAUGAAAACAGCUGCUACAACCACGGAUUCUGUGUGGAGAAAUGGAAGAACAGGCAGUUUGAAUGUGACUGCACACAAAAUGGCUUUUCAGGUCACCGAUGUGAAAUUGAGCCAUCAGUCAGGGUGGCAGGAAAUACAGUGGUGCAGCAUAACUUCACACUACCUGUUGUCGACCAGUACAGUCUGAGUGAGAGGCUUUUAUUCCACUUUAAGUCUGAUCUGAAGCCAUACAGCAGCAAGCACACCAUACUUGUCUUUGUGACUAGCUCGCAGUCAGGUGACUACAUCUUAGUGAAACUUGAUUCAACUGGCAAUAUGGUGCUCGAAACAAAUCAAGGUUAUGGAAUAUACAGAAUGAAGGUAGCUGGCAGCUUUGCUAAUGGGAGACAACAUGAUGUUAGUUAUACUCGUGAUGGCUCCAGAAUGGUUUUAAAAGUGGAUGAAGUUAAAGAGGCCAACAUCAACUAUCCUGACUAUCCUUUAAACAGCAUUGACUCAAUCCUGAUUGGUGGCUGCAUCAGUGGUUAUCAUGAAUGUGAACAUCUUGCCAACUUUUCGGGCUGCAUAUCUAACGUAGCCUACAUACCUAAGAACCCCAGCAUGGUCAUUAUUCGCACAUUGCGGGACCUUUAUUUGGAUAUCCCUGGCAUUCAUGUUCUAGGAAAUAAGACUAGCAGCUGUUCUACAAGACCCAUAGAGAUUCCAGUUACAACUGUUGUCCCAUAUGAAUCAAGGGCUACUCCCGGAACUUUUAUGGAAUUAACAAUGCCUCCAUGGAAGAACAGUGAUCUCAGAAUUGUAACACUGGGUAUCCAGCCUUUCCAAGUCAGCUUUCCGUCCACAUCUCCGACUACAACAAUGAUCUAUAGUGAGCAGAAUCAAACCUACCCAGUCAUCAUAGCCAGUAACAAGGCACCAGUAGACGACAUCACAAUCAUAAUUGUGGUCUGCAUAAUAGCCAUCUUCCUGGUGAUAAGCCUGACUGUCACCUUGGUUUUUGUGAGGAAACGAAAGCAGCAUGAGGAUGUUUUAGUCAAGAAAGAAGGCGAAGUUGACUUUGAACUAAAGCAACCUCUCAACCACACUAACUCAUCCCAUCACACAAACUCUGCUCCCUUCUCAUCUCGCACAUUCCCACAGACUAUGGCUAAACCUAACCAAACUGGAAAUAUGAACAGUUCAGUGCCAGCAGACCAUUUAGCCAAGUUAGAUGAGUUCAGCAUGAUCUCUGCAAUAUUAGGCCCUAAAGGUUA